Umbelopsis ramanniana AG is the source of this 439-nucleotide messenger RNA. RefSeq lists its product as uncharacterized. Bases 71 to 352 code for a protein of 93 amino acids. The record is from RefSeq and is a predicted model, not a curated record. The transcript is spliced from 2 exons. Lineage: Eukaryota; Fungi; Mucoromycota; Umbelopsidomycetes; Umbelopsidales; Umbelopsidaceae.
AUUCGUGAGUGGUUACGGAGUUAGUAUAACCACCAAUUGGUGUGCCCCGCAAAGAUUGGGAAAAAAUAGCAUGCGUUUUUUCCCUGUUGUUUCAGUACCACCCAUGCAUGAAACAAGCUGGCGUAGGGUCAUGUUACUUAUAAAUUACGAAUUUUCCCGCCCAAAAACACAACAGCAUCUUUCAUUCAUCACUAUGCCAAAGAAACACGUACCAAAAGAAAACGAACCCACGACAAAGGCCGAUAAGAAUCGACCAAAAUCAAAACACGAGAAGAGAGAGGAGCAAAAGGCUCACAAACAAAAGAAGAAUGAGAAAAGAGCUGAAAUGAUGAAAUUUGGCACGACUGCCUAAGCAAUGUCUUCAAACUCGCACAUCAAAUCAAUCAUUUGAACAAUAAAGUCUAGCGUUUUAGAAUUGUUUGAAUUUUGGGCAAAAUUC